Messenger RNA from Coregonus sp. 'balchen', 725 nucleotides. Lineage: Eukaryota; Metazoa; Chordata; Actinopteri; Salmoniformes; Salmonidae. The record is from the annotation of a GenBank genome assembly.
CCAGCUGGGUUCUGUAAGGGGGCAGUGCACGGAGAUAUUGGCCAGCCAGACGUGGAUGUGUCUUGUGAAAUAUUCCACCCAAAGGUAUUGUCAAUACGCCUACCAUAUUGUGACAUAAAUGUGACAGAGUACCAGGUAUAGGUACAAGAGCUGUAAACAACAGCAGACAACUCAAUAAGACAAGAACCAAAUGGUGUCCAAGCCUAGAUUGCAAUACAUCUUAGUUCAAUUUGAGUUUGACUUGACCCACAAAUCCUAUAUUAUAUGUUCCUAUGUGCUUUUGUAUGCUUUCUACAAUUCCCCCUGAUGGGAGUAAUGUUGUUUUGUGUUUCACCAAGUUUCAUUGUACUGUGUUGUAUUGUUUUAUUGUGUUGUAUUGUAUUUUACCUUCUUCUCUAGGGCAUUGAUGUUGUCUAGGACAUGCCCCCCCUCGACCCAUAAAGAGCCCUGAAGUCCACAUCUCUGUUCCAGAAGUUCCCAUCAUCAUCAUCCCCUACUGCCCCACAGCACCCCUCCUGUUCUGGAGGAAACCCAACCACAACCGUUUGACCCCAGUGUCCUGGUCGACCCUAUCCCCACCCAACCCCAUCUCCGUUACAUUUUCAUCCUCCAGCAUGUCUCAGGAGACUCCAGUCUUUAAAGUCUCUCCAGACUCUCCAGGAGUUCCAGACUCGUCCUCAGAGGAGCUUGGCGACGCUGUAGCUCGGCCGCCCAUCAACUUCCUC